This is a messenger RNA of Symbiodinium pilosum, 330 nucleotides long. Lineage: Eukaryota; Dinophyceae; Suessiales; Symbiodiniaceae. The record is from the annotation of a GenBank genome assembly.
AUGGCGGCUCAGUUCUGCCCCACUUGUGCCAAUUUAUUGAUGGUGGAGAUCGGACGGAGCUCCAAUUCUGCCUUCAGGUGUAGGACGUGCCCGUACGUGUACAAGAUUCGGGAGAAGCUGACGAACAAACAGGUCGUUGUCAGAAAAGAGGUUGACGAUGUGCUGGGCGGUAGUGAGGCUUGGAAGGACGUUGAACAAUGCGAUGCCCACUGCCCUAAGUGCGCCCACUCGAGAGCUUACUUCCGGCAAAUGCAAACUCGAUCAGCGGAUGAGCCCAUGACAACGUUCUACAGGUGUACUCAGUGCACCCACAACUGGAAGGAAGACUGA